AUAAUAUUGAAUUAUUGAGACAGGCUAAAGUCGAGUCGAGUUGCACUUCCAUUCCACUUGCGAGUCGGCCCUUCGACCCUGGGAGUUGGACUGAGAACGUUUUAAACACACCCAUACAAACAAGCGGACCCGUCUCGGAGUCGAAUUUCGGGGAGGAAAAGCUCCGGCCGUCUUUAAUUAAGUUCGUUUCUUGAACAACUCGUCUGGAAUUGUAUUUGUUUGAAAAUGUCGGAACGCGAGGAUACGGUUUAUAAGGCUAAGCUCGCCGAGCAGGCUGAGAGAUACGACGAAAUGGUGGAGGCCAUGAAACUUGUGGCUUCUUUGGACCUUGAGUUAACAGUAGAAGAAAGAAAUCUUCUCUCUGUAGCUUACAAAAAUGUGAUAGGAGCACGCCGUGCAAGUUGGAGGAUUAUAAGUAGUAUUGAACAAAAAGAGGAAAAUAAAGGAGCUGAUGAAAAACUGGAAAUGAUUCGACAGUACAGGACACAGGUCGAAAAAGAGUUAAGGGAAAUAUGUUCGGAUAUUCUGGGUGUUCUGGAAAACCAUCUUAUUCCGUGUGCAUCAACUGGUGAAUCUAAAGUGUUUUAUUACAAGAUGAAGGGGGAUUACCAUAGAUAUUUAGCAGAAUUCGCUACCGGCAACGACCGUAAAGAAGCAGCAGAGAGCUCUUUGGUUGCGUAUAAAGCGGCUAGUGAUAUCGCUAUGACAGAUCUGCCUCCAACGCAUCCCAUUAGGCUUGGAUUGGCACUCAACUUUUCAGUAUUCUAUUACGAGAUACUCAACUCUCCUGACAGAGCUUGUAGGCUGGCUAAGGCAGCAUUUGAUGAUGCCAUAGCCGAACUAGAUACUCUAUCCGAGGAAAGCUACAAAGACUCUACCUUAAUUAUGCAACUUCUCAGGGAUAAUUUAACUCUUUGGACAUCUGAUAUGCAAGGUAAUAGUGAACAAAAAGACCAACAGUUGCAGGAUGUUGAUGAUCAAGAUGUGCCAUAACUUAGUGAGAAACCAUUGGGAAGUUAAUUUAAAUAAGAAAGGACAGAAAGUGAUGUGUGGAGUGUUAAACGUGGCAAGGAUGGAGACAUUUCAUCUUGAAGCGGUUGGCCAUUGUGUAGGUUACAGUCAACAAACCAGACUUGUAAAUUUUCAUCCACUUCUGAUCAUUGUUACUGUGUAGUUAAAUUAUUAUUUUACAAUUUUUGUUAGAAAAUGAAAUCAAAUUGUUUGCUUUGUUUUGCAUCAGCUUUAUGAAUCGAUUUUUUGCGUUCAAUUAAUAGUCAUAAAUGAGUUUUUGUCUAUGCCUAUCAUUCCUUUCUUACUUUCAAUUUUAUAUGAUUAAUUAUGAUUUCAGCUUGUCAGUUGUAAGUAGCGUUAAUAUUUUUUUUUGAUUUUUAUAUUUUUGGAAAAAUUUACAUGGUGUUGGUUUGAAACUGCAGUUGUCCUAUUCUCUAAAGGCAAUAAACAAAAUUGUUGCAAUAGAAAAUGACUAAAGAUAAUUGUUGCAUAUUGAUUAUAAUCUAGAUCAUUUGUAGUAAUAACAUUUCACUAUUUUAAACAAUGGGUUAAAUUAAUUAGUAUAGCAUGUAGUCAAAUUUGUUGUACAACUGAUUGGUGGGUAAAGUCGGUGGAUAGUCCCAUUCACUAUAAACGUUAUUCGAUAAAAUAUUGUUUGUGCUUCAAAUAGCUGGUUAAUUUCUUAUUUUAGUUCCAAACGAGUAUUUAUGUGAAAUCAACACAAUUUAAAUCAUUUAUAAAAUUAUUAUUAAAAUGGAAUCAUUGGGACCUUACGUUAAUAUGCACUUUUUUAAGAUAUCUGAGGCUUUACCUAUGACUUCAUUCUCUGAAACUAUAUUUAAAAAAGAAAAAAAAAGAUUAGCUUCAAUUGUGUGUUUGAACUAUUUGUUGUAACAUCAUAACCUACCUGUGAAAGACGCUGCGUAGUCAGUGAUUAGCUUUAAAAAAAAAAAAAAAUCAGCUUAUAAUGUAAGAUAAUAUUUUAUGUAAUAGAUACAGUACAUGUGUUUAUUUUACAAUACAGUAGAGACAUUUUCUGUGUGGAUUCAUC
Molecule: messenger RNA, 2062 nt
Organism: Cimex lectularius (bed bug)
Lineage: Eukaryota; Metazoa; Arthropoda; Insecta; Hemiptera; Cimicidae
Gene: 14-3-3epsilon
Product: 14-3-3 protein epsilon
Exons: 6
Coding region: 226-993 (255 amino acids)
Biological process (GO): signal transduction
Cellular component (GO): cytoplasm
Source: RefSeq, a predicted model, not a curated record